Molecule: messenger RNA, 1794 nt
Organism: Sphenostylis stenocarpa
Lineage: Eukaryota; Viridiplantae; Streptophyta; Magnoliopsida; Fabales; Fabaceae
Source: the annotation of a GenBank genome assembly
AUGGAAGACAUUGAAGAUUUGCUGAUUGGAAGCAGAAGCACAACUCCACCGGGCUUCCGUUCGCCGUUACCGGCGGCUGUGGGCGUUGGCGUUGGGAGCAAACGGAAUAAACUCUCUUCUUCGCCUUCUCCUGCAAUCCCCGGCACUCAGAGUGACAGUGAAUAUAUGGCUGGUCAGCUUUCGGCUUUUGGUUAUUCGUUGAGUGACAAUCCAGACCAAGCAGAUCUCUGGCUAAUUAACACUUGCACAGUGAAAUCCCCAAGUCAAUCUGCCAUGGAUACCAUCAUAACAAAAGGAAAAUCUUUAAAUAAACCUCUAGUUGUUGCUGGCUGUGUCCCUCAAGGAAGUCGAAAUUUGAAAGAGCUGGAAGGCAUCAGCAUAGUUGGAGUCCAGCAAAUUGAUCGUGUCGUUGAAAUUGUAGAGGAGACUUUAAAGGGUCAUGAAGUGCGCCUUUUGACCCGUAAGAAAUUGCCAGCACUUGACCUUCCAAAGGUAAGGAAGAACAAGUUUGUUGAGAUUCUUCCUAUUAAUGUUGGUUGUUUAGGUGCUUGCACUUAUUGCAAGACAAAGCAUGCUCGGGGUCACCUAGGAAGUUACACAAUUGAUAUCCUUGUUGGCCGUGUAAAAUCUGUCAUAUCUGAUGGAGUCAAAGAGAUAUGGCUUAGCAGUGAGGACACUGGAGCAUAUGGUCGUGACAUUGGCGUCAAUCUUCCAACUUUAUUGAAUGCCUUAGUAGCAGAACUACCAGCUGAUGCAAGCACAAUGCUACGUAUUGGAAUGACCAAUCCACCUUAUAUCCUUGAACACUUGAAAGAGAUAGCCGAGAUUUUGCGGCAUCCUUGUGUGUACUCUUUUCUGCAUGUACCAGUUCAGUCUGGAAGUGAUACUAUUUUGAGUGCAAUGAAUCGGGAAUAUACUGUGGAUGAGUUCAGGACUGUUGUAGAAACUCUGACUAAGCUUGUGCCAGAGAUGCACAUUGCCACUGAUAUAAUAUGUGGAUUUCCUGGUGAAACUGAUGAAGAUUUUAUGCAAACUGUCAAUCUUGUUAAAGAGUACAAGUUCCCUCAAGUUCAUAUUUCACAAUUUUAUCCUCGACCAGGGACACCUGCUGCAAGGAUGAAAAAGGUUCCAAGUAAUGUGGUUAAAAGAAGAAGCCGAGAACUGACAAAUGUCUUUGAAUCAUUCACACCAUACUCUGGGAUGGAAGGCAAAGUGGAAAGAAUUUGGAUUACUGAUAUUGCAUCUGAUGGAAUUCACUUGGUUGGUCAUACGAAAGGAUAUAUACAAGUUCUCAUACUUGCUCCAGACCAUAUGCUGGGAGCGUCAGCUAUGGUUAAGAUUACAUCUGUGGGAAGAUGGUCUGUUUUUGGGGAAGUAAUUGAGACAAUCGACCGUGUAAGUGGCAAUAAAGUUCUAAACAAGUUGCUUCCUGAUCGAGAUUUGCCUUCUCUUUGCGGUAUCUCAGCCAAGGCUGGAGGAUUCUCAGAAGAGCCAGAAUCUUGUGCCUGUGGAAGUGACGUCUGUUGUGGUAUUGAUAAGAGUGAUAAUUCAAGAGGCACAGCAGUGCCACAGAACCAAAGCAAAAAAAGUUUCAUUGGAUGGAUGCUGAGGAAGCGGGAGCAUCUGCACAAAAAGGUUGAGAGCGAGCUUGCGUCGGGAUCUGUUAAAAAACAUGAUGGAAGGAUGAAGUGGGACUUCGUAGAUAAUAUUCUUUUGAGUGGAAUAUCUAUCAGCAUCCUAACUAUUAUUGCUCUAGUAGCAGCUCUUACGUUCAGAGUUUUUUGGUCCAAGUAA